CUUCCCAAGCUCCAGCGACAUGGGCAGUCAUCACUCGGCGCCACUGACGCCAGCCGCGUUCGACUUUUACACCACGGGCGAGCAGGUCGCUACUGUUUUGGCCGCCGAGGUCCCGCAAAAGGUCGUGCUCAUCACGGGCGCCAACACGGGCCUCGGUCUCGAGACGGCACGGGUCCUCGCGGCCAAGGGCGCGACCGUCGUCAUCGCCUGCCGGACGCCCUCCAAAGGCGACGCGGCCGUCGCGUCGAUCCUCAGCGCGCAGCCCGACGCCAAAGUGUCGUUUCUGCCGCUGGACCUGGCGUCGCUGGCGUCGAUCAAGGCGUUUGCAGCUGCGUUCGAGGCCAAGCACGACGCACUGCACGUCCUCAUCAACAACGCCGGUGUCAUGGCGUGUCCCAAGGCGCCAACGACUAACGGGUUUGAGACGCAGUUUGGCGUCAACCACAUUGGCCAUUUCUACUUGACCAAACUCCUCUUGCCGACGCUGAUCAAGACGGGGACGCCGGCCGCGCCGGCCCGCGUGGUCAACCUCGCGUCGCUUGCACAGUAUCUCUUUGCGCCCGAGCAAGGGAUUCUAUUUGACGACCUCAACGGCGACAAGCACUACCACUCGUGGGAGCGCUAUGGCCACGCCAAGCUCGCCAACGUCCUUUUUGCCAAGGAGCUCAACAAGCGGUAUGCGAGCCAGAACGUCAUUUCCGUCUCGCUGCACCCGGGCUCGAUCCCGAGCUCGGAGCUCUCGCGCUUUGUGGGUCUCGGCAAUGCUCUGCGCGCAAUCUCGGGGCUGCGCGCGGGCACGAUGCGCCGGCUUUUCUGUGAGAGUUUCAAGUCGAUCCCGCAGGGCGUGGCAACCACGGUCGCGACGGCCCUCCGCCCCGACGUUGUGCCGGGCGCCUACUACUUGGACUGCCAAGUCAGCGACGAACUCCACCCGAAAGCGACCGACGCUGACCUCGCGGCCAAGCUCUGGGACGUUAGCGAGUCGCUCGUGAACGAGGUAGUGGCCAAGCUGCCCUAGUUUGUGCCUACUAACGCUCUUUUGAUGUUGACUUUUCUCUUACUUGUUGUUGGCUCUUAUAGCACUAACAAGGUGGAAGGGAAACAAUAAAUUCAAGUAUAUUCUGCACACGAC
Messenger RNA from Saprolegnia diclina VS20, 1132 nucleotides. RefSeq lists its product as hypothetical. Lineage: Eukaryota; Oomycota; Saprolegniomycetes; Saprolegniales; Saprolegniaceae. The record is from RefSeq and is a predicted model, not a curated record. Bases 20 to 1018 code for a protein of 332 amino acids. The transcript has a single exon.